UGCUAUACAGUAAUUCAGAAGCCUAAAUCGUCCCGUUCAGACAAUGAAGCCAUGUUCAUUAUCAGGCCCUUUAGGUAUCCCGAGUUAGCAACUGUGUGCAGAAAUCCCAGUACUCUAGUUUUGUAUCCUGGAGCUGAAGCAAGCAAUUUGGAAGAAGUUGCUGUGAUAUCUUCUAGUCCAUCUGUUUUGAUCAUCAUCGAUGGAACAUGGAGUCAGGCUAAAGAUAUGUUUUACAAAAAUUCUCUCUUCCGGCUUCCCAAGCAGGUGCAGUUAAAAACCAAUAUUUCGAGUCAAUAUGUCAUUCGUACACAGCCAACAAACACCUGUCUGUCUACACUUGAAUGUGCAGCUGUUGCUCUUACUAUCAUGGAAAAAAAUAUGAGUAUACAAGAGACUAUACUCCGUCCACUUCAAGCUUUAUGCUCUUUCCAGCUUCAGCAUGGUGCCCAGAUCCAUCACAGCAAGGAGCAUCUUCUCAAAAAUGGCUUAUAUGACAAGCCAAUGCCAAAAAAUAAGCGCAAACUCAGAAGAAUGGAGCUUUUGGUGAAUAAUGUUAAAAUAUAA
Messenger RNA from Leptosomus discolor (cuckoo roller), 564 nucleotides. Lineage: Eukaryota; Metazoa; Chordata; Aves; Leptosomiformes; Leptosomidae. The record is from RefSeq and is a predicted model, not a curated record.